Molecule: messenger RNA, 510 nt
Organism: Entrophospora sp. SA101
Lineage: Eukaryota; Fungi; Glomeromycota; Glomeromycetes; Entrophosporales; Entrophosporaceae
Source: the annotation of a GenBank genome assembly
AUGUGCGCAUCUAAAUUUGGAUAUAUUGUUACACGACGAAAUUUAUACACUGCAUGUAUAGUUGUAACUGAUAGUGCCUCACAAUAUGCUGCAGCUUGUCACCAAGUUAAUUUAUGUGUUGGUGACAUAUUUAAAGAAAGUGAUGAUUUUGAUGUUGUUGCUAAUAAUGCAUGCAAAAUUGCAACUUAUUUCACAUCAAAAACUCAUACAUACUUUAUUGGAAAGUUAAAAGAUGAGCAACAAUUACAAUAUAGGAAAUAUGUUAAUUUAAUUAGGCCAUGUGAAACACAAUGGAAUAGUUAUUUCUAUUGCUUAACAAGCAUAUUAAACACCAAUGAAGCAUUGAAGACUUUAGUUGCUAGAUAUGAACCUGAUUAUAUGGAAGCACAGAUUUCAAGAUAUUCUAGAAACAACAACUUAAGGUUGCCUUUAACUAUUUGUGAGUCAAUAAAUGAUGAUAACUUUUGGAGAGAUUUUUGUAUUCUGAAAACUUUACUAUUGCCUCUAUGA